This is a messenger RNA of Salvia hispanica, 624 nucleotides long. The record is from RefSeq and is a predicted model, not a curated record. Lineage: Eukaryota; Viridiplantae; Streptophyta; Magnoliopsida; Lamiales; Lamiaceae.
AUGGAACUAAGGCAAAGAUCACUAUCAAUCCCCACAUCCCCAAAUGCCGAAAACGACGCCGUUUCACUCAUGCCGCCGAGCACCGUCCCGUCUCCCCAGACGGUGCUCACGCGGGCCCUCCAGAGCUCGGCGAACCUCGCCAACCUCCUCCCGACCGGGACCAUCUUCGCCUUCCAGCUCCUCACGCCGCUCGCCACCAACGGUGGCAUAUGCGACCAGGACACGAGGAGGCCAGUAGGCCUCCUCGUGGCCCUGGCCUUCUCCUGCCUCCUGGCCUCGUUCACGGACAGCCUCAAGUGCUCGAACGGGGACGUGCACUACGGCUUCGUGACCAGGAAGGGGCUGUGGCUGUUCGACAGCCCCGCCGCCGCGACGCUGCCGGAUUUGAGCAAGUUCCGGUUGAAAGGGAUGGAUUUGGUCCAUGCUUUUUUGUCGCUGGCGGUGUUUGCGGCGGUUGCGCUGAGGGAUAAGAAUGUGGUGGGGUGCUUCUACCCGGCGCCGCGGAAUGAGGUGCAGAAGUUUCUAGAUGUUGCACCGGUGGCGGUUGGAUUCGUUUGUAGUUUGUUGUUUGUGAUUUUUCCGACCACGAGGCAUGGGAUUGGUUAUCCUGUGACGAGGGAUUAG